AGAUAUUAACAAUACUGUUUUCAUGUGUUUCCAUAGAUUUCCAUCCCCAUGUCGGCAGAGUUUGAUGAGCUGAUGAAGGCCAGAGAUAAUCCCACCGAGGAGGAGCAAAACCUGGUGGAGUUCUCUGAUGAGGAAGGAUACGGCCGUUACCUGGACCUCCACGACUGCUACCUGAAGUUCAUCAACCUAAAGGGAGCCGAGAAACUGGAGUACAUCUCCUUCCUGUCUUCAUUCGACCAGCUGUUUGACAUCCCCAAAGACAGGAAGAAUGCAGAGUACAAAAAGUACCUGGAGAUGCUGCUGGAGUAUCUGCAGGAUUACACAGAACGGGUCAAACCUCUGCUGGAUCAGAACGAGCUCUACGGGAAGGUGCUGGGGGAGUUCGAGAAGAAGUGGGAGAACGGGACGUUUCCAGGCUGGCCCAAAGAGACAAGUAGUGCUCUGACUCACUCCGGAGCUCAUCUGGACCUCUCUGCCUUUUCUUCCUGGGAGGAGUUGGCCUCUUUGGGUCUGGACAGAUUGAAGUCUGCGCUCAUGGCGUUGGGGCUGAAGUGUGGAGGGACUCUGGAGGAGCGAGCUCAGAGGCUGUUCAGCACCAAAGGUAAAUCUCUGGAAUCACUGGACCCGUCACUGUUCGCCAAAAACCCCAAAGCUAAAGGCCCUAAGAAAGACACAGAGAGGAACAAAGAGAUCGGCUUCCUGGAGGCUCAGGUCUAUGAUUACAUCGAGAUCCUCGGGGUGAGUAAAAUAUACAUUUGUAUUUAUUUAAGUUAUUAGUAUGUAGUGCAGAGU
Molecule: messenger RNA, 792 nt
Organism: Notothenia coriiceps (black rockcod)
Lineage: Eukaryota; Metazoa; Chordata; Actinopteri; Perciformes; Nototheniidae
Product: splicing factor 3A subunit 3
Exons: 8
Coding region: 49-777 (242 amino acids)
Biological process (GO): mRNA splicing, via spliceosome
Cellular component (GO): spliceosomal complex
Molecular function (GO): RNA binding
Source: RefSeq, a predicted model, not a curated record